AUGGCACACAAGACUUCUGCAGUGGCGGGCGAGGAGCCUGUCGACGUGCUCUUCGCCCUCCAUGACAAGUUCGACCUCAUGGACAUGGCUGGUCCUCUUGAGACGCUCAAAUGGGCACUUCAUGACAAGAACGACCCUAACUCACAAGCUUUCGAGAUCACCAUUGCUGCGGCGGAACCCAAGGUCCUCUCCAGCCAAGGCGUCAUUAUCGGCUCCCAAAUCUCGUGGAAAGAGGCUCAUGAGCGCCUUUCUGACUUCGACAUCCUCGUCAUCGUCGGCGGGAAUUCGGAUGCCAUAAUCAAGGCCAAAGCUGAACCACUUGACCUCAUUACCAAGUUUUCUGAGAUUCAGAAGGAGGAUCCUACCCGGGAGCGCACUAUCAUGUCGGUCUGUACCGGUUCCCUCUUCCUCGCCCAGCAGGGCAUCCUUGCCGGUCUGUCGGCUACUACCCACCCAGACUACAUGACAGCCUUUGAGAACCUUUGCAGCCACGCCGCUGUGAGGAACGUGGCCGAGCGCACCGACGUUAUUGAGGACGCUCGUUAUGUCGUCAACAACCUUCGUUUCGACAUUGGUGACGAGGACGAGAACCCAUAUGUCCACAGCAAGUCCGACGGCCGUCGCCCUUCCAAUGCCCGCAAAGGAAGCAUGUCAUUCAAGAGUGCCAACUCGCGUAGAGAGUCUAUUACAAGGCGUGCAGCAAUGCGCCUGGGUGGUCUUCGUGUCAUCACGUGCGGGGGAGUCAGUGCUGGCGUUGAUGGUGCUUUGUAUCUCAUCAGCGCAAUGGUGUCAGACGAGGCCGCCGACGAAGCUGCCAGGGUGAUGCAGUGGACCUGGACAAAGGGACUUGUCAUUGACGGUCUGGAUGUCUAG
Molecule: messenger RNA, 873 nt
Organism: Pyricularia pennisetigena
Lineage: Eukaryota; Fungi; Ascomycota; Sordariomycetes; Magnaporthales; Pyriculariaceae
Exons: 3
Coding region: 1-873 (290 amino acids)
Source: RefSeq, a predicted model, not a curated record